Molecule: messenger RNA, 2661 nt
Organism: Physella acuta
Lineage: Eukaryota; Metazoa; Mollusca; Gastropoda; Physidae
Product: putative C-mannosyltransferase DPY19L3
Cellular component (GO): nuclear inner membrane
Molecular function (GO): mannosyltransferase activity
Source: RefSeq, a predicted model, not a curated record
UAUAUAUCCCAAUCGUAAAUAGUUCGUUAAAAACUAUAACCAAAUCUAAACUUGAUCUGGAUCUUGAUCUAGAAAUUAACUUUCUUAACCGGCUUAGGAUUACGACGUUGUUAAUUUGAAAAUAAAUAAAACAUUAAACAAGCGCAUUCGUCAUGACGUAACUAAGAAGAUUGCAUUAUGAUUAUGAUAGCCUAGCUAUAUUUGCGUCCUCAAAAGGAAAGCAGUUUGAAAAAUGACGAACAAACAAAAAAAACGAUCAAACGCAGCUCAUUAUGGAUCCAAGAGUUUUGAACCUGACAAUGGGCUUGAUGCUUCAGAAGGUUCGGGCAAAAUGAAAAACAGGCACAGUGAUCCACUUAAUUUAAAGGAACAAAAACAAGGAAAGACCCACUGGAGCAUUUCUUCAAUUGUAAAUGUUACAGUGGGCCUAGUUGUGAUGGUUGCGUUAAGCUAUACACAUAGUUGCUAUAUGUGGCAGCUACAUGAAAACAAAUUAUGGUUUACUAACAUACAGGAAGUAGAAAGAGAAAUAUCUUUCCGCACAGAAUCAGGACUCUAUUAUUCUUAUUUCAAACAGCUGGUGAAUACUGAAUCUUUUAGCCAGGGUAUGAAAGAAUUGGUAUCAGACAAACUUACAGAACAUCCUGAUACCAUCAAUAUUUUGGCCAGGAUGAAUGUGUACCAAGAAGUUAUAUUAGCUUUCUUGUACAGAACUUUAGGCAUAUCGAUGCAGCCUAUCAUGUUUUACAUAGAUGCUGUGUUUGUCUUACAUGCGCUGCUAAUAUCUGGUAUAUAUGUGUUGGCUUGGGCUUUAAGUAACACCUGGCUAGCUGGAGUACUCUCUGCUGCAUUUUACAUAUUUAACCGCUUAGAUACAACGCGAGUCGACCACUCCAUACCACUUCGUGAAUCUUUUUCACUUCCGUUUCUCUGGUUACAAGCUGCAGCCCUCACAAUUUAUCUGAAGCCAAACAUGAGUCCAUUUUACAAGCGAUGCAGCCUCUGUGUAGUGGCACUUAGCACAUUUUUCUUCUGCCUUUUCUGGCAGUUUAACCAGUUUAUCAUGAUGCUGCAGGCAUUUUCCCUAUUUGGUGGAUGGAUUCUUAAUCUGCUUCCUCCUCUCAAGGUCAGAAACAUAAUGCUGUGCCAGCUGUUUUCUUUGCUGAUUGUAUAUUUGUUGCAAUUUGGCAACAGCAUGAUCAUUGGUUCUCUGGCUGUUUCUUUUUUGCUAGUCUCCCUUGGUUUACUUGCAUUGCAGAGUGGCAGCUCCACACCUCAUUCCAUUGUGUACCAUAUCUUUAGGGUGAUUCUACUGUCCUUGAUAUCAUUACUGCUGAUGUUUGUUUUAAACCAUCUUCUUAAGUUGGCAUUCAGUGUGGAUGGAGAUGAACACAUUUUCAAGUUUCUCAUGGAUAAGUUUAGCUCAGUAGACACAAGGGAGUUUGAUUCAAGAAUUUACUUGUGUCUUGGUAUAUUUGGUUUUAUAACCUGGGAUGUUUUUGAAAGACUCACAAACAGUGGUGUUCUACCUUUAUAUGCUGUUGCACACUUUCUGAUGUUACUUUAUCUCAUAUACACAGUGAUCAGGAAAUGGAGGUCCCAGAGUUGUGCCACUGCAACACAGACAAACAACGGUAAAGGUUUAACCAGUAGCCAAGAUAAAGUGAACACCAAUCUGCCCUGCUUUGAGGACUGUAGACCAGAUCUUGCUUUUCACACAAUACAAGCUGUUUUCUUUGGUGCACUAGCAAUAUUUACCCUGCGAAUGAAAUAUUUUUGGACACCAUACAUCUGCGUGCUUGCUUCUGUUGGGCUGUCUGAUGAAACAAUGUGGAUCACAGUUUUUCACAAAUUUGCUAAAAAAUCUCUGAUUACCAUAGCUCAGUAUUCUACCAUUAUUCUGGCUAUUAGUGCUUUAACUGGUCGGAUGCUUCCUAGUGUACUUUCUGAACUUGAAAAUAAAUAUGAAUUUUGGGAUCCUCAUACAGUGGAGCUGAUGGAGUGGAUCAGCAACAGCACAAAUCCAAGCGAGUCCUUCACAGGCAGCAUGCAGCUUCUUGCCGGAGUCAAACUUUGCACUAUGCGCCCUGUGACCAAUCACCCACACUAUGAAGAUAAGCUUCUCAGGUUUAAGACUAAACAACUGUACCAGAUUUAUGGCCGCAGGAGGCCAGAGGAUGUCCACGCCAUUCUGAAAACCUAUGAAAGCAGCUACAUCAUCCUUGAGGACAGUAUCUGCAGGGCCCCAUCCAGAGGAGGUUGUAGGACCCCAGACCUUGUUGACAUUGACAACGGAGUGAUGCCAGACGACCAUAUCAACAUACCAGGACUUGUUGAGUCCAGAAUACCCAGGUUUUGUGAGAAUGUCCGGCACCAGACACCUGAAUAUGCCAAAUAUUUUAAAGCUGUUUUUGAAAAUCCAACUUUUCGCGUGUAUAAAGUAAUGUAGCAUAAAAUUAUCAAAUUGACUGUUUCAACUUGCUCAAGCUGUUGAAGACUGUAAAAAUGUAAAUAUUUUAUCCUUUGACUUCCAUGAAUACUUUUAUAAGCUUAACUUUUGUUAAUGCAUUAUUUCUUAAGUUAUUACAUUUUUAGCUGAUUAAUUUCCAUGUUUAUACAAUUUUAGCUGAUUAAUUAAAAAAGGGCUGAUACUUAAUUAUU